CCCGCUCCCCGCAGCCCGGCUCGGUGCCCUCGGACCCGCCCCCGGGGGUCGCCCGGCCCCAUGCCCUGCGGCGGCGGCGGAGCGGCGCGCCGCGGGCGGCUCUGAGCAGCCCGGAGCCGGCCGGCGACCAGGGGGACCAUGUACCGGGACCCGGAGGCGGCCAGCCCAGGGGCGCCCACCCGCGAUGUCCUGCUGGUCUCUGCCAUCAUCACCGUCAGCCUUAGCGUCACUGUCGUCCUCUGCGGCCUCUGCCACUGGUGUCAACGCAAACUGGGCAAACGCUACAAGAACUCUCUGGAGACCGUGAGCACGCCAGACUCGGGCCGUGGGCGCAGCGAGAAGAAGGCCAUCAACGAUCUAGACAGAGACUUUUGGAAUAACAAUGAGAGCACAGUGCAGCAGAAAUGGAGCUCCUACCCUCCCAAGGAGUUUAUUCUAAACAUUUCACCCUACGCCCCUUAUGGCGACCCACGACUGUCCCUCAAUGGCUCGCUCCUGUCGAGCGCCAAGGUGGCCGCCGCCGCGGGGCUGGCGGUGGGGCGGGAAGGCCGGCUGGGGGAGAAGCCGGUGCCAGCGCCGCCACGCGGAGAGGACGCGCCCAGCGAGCCGGGCAGCGGCGCCAAGGCGGGGAGAGGCCGCUGGCGGACGGUACAGAGCCACCUGGCCGCGGGGAAGCUCAACCUGUCCAAUUUCGAGGACUCCACCCUGUCCACGGCCACUACCCUUGAGUCUAUCCCCAGCUCCACGGGAGAGCCGCGAUGCCAGCGACCCCACACCCUGAUGCGGCAACAGAGCCUGCAGCAGCCGCUGAGCCAGCAGCCGCGGGCGCGGCCGCCCAGCCAGCCCACCACCAGCCAGAGCCUGGGCCAGCUGCAGGCCCACGCGGCCGCGGCGCCCGGCCCCAACCCCCGGGCCGCCUCUGCUGGCCGGGGCCAGGCCCGCCCGGGCUCAGCGGCGGCUGGUUCCAAGUACCGGCCGGCCGGCGGCCACAGCCGCUCCAAUCCGGGCAGCUGGGACCACAUGGUGGGGCAGAUUCGAAACCGAGGCUUGGACAUGAAAUCCUUCCUGGAAGGCCGGAUGGUGGUGCUAUCCUUGGUCUUAGGGCUUUCGGAGCAGGACGAUUUUGCCAAUAUCCCUGACCUACAAAACCCAGGAACCCAGCAGAACCCGGCCCAGGGGGACAAGAGGUUGCCCCCAGGAGGGAAGGCGGUGAACACAGCCCCCGUGCCGGGCCAGACGCCUCACGAUGAGUCCGACCGCAGGACCGAGCCUCGCUCCUCCGUCUCCGACCUCGUCAACUCCCUCACCAGCGAGAUGCUCAUGCUCUCCCCAGGCUCCGAGGAGGACGAGGCCCACGAGGCCUGCAGCCGCGAGAACCUGGGCCGGAUCCAGUUCAGCGUGGGCUACAACUUCCAGGAGUCCACGCUCACUGUCAAGAUCAUGAAGGCCCAGGAGCUGCCGGCCAAGGACUUCAGCGGCACCAGCGACCCCUUCGUCAAGAUCUACCUGCUGCCCGACAAGAAGCACAAGCUGGAGACCAAGGUGAAGAGGAAGAACCUGAACCCCCACUGGAACGAGACCUUCCUCUUUGAAGGCUUCCCCUACGAGAAGGUGGUGCAGAGGAUCCUCUACCUCCAGGUCCUGGACUACGACCGCUUCAGCCGCAAUGACCCCAUUGGGGAGGUGUCCAUCCCCCUCAACAAGGUGGACCUGACCCAGAUGCAGACCUUCUGGAAGGAUCUGAAGCCAUGCAGUGAUGGGAGUGGGAGCCGCGGGGAGCUGCUCCUGUCCCUCUGCUACAACCCCUCUGCCAACUCCAUCAUCGUCAACAUCAUCAAGGCCCGGAACCUCAAAGCCAUGGACAUCGGGGGCACCUCAGACCCCUACGUGAAGGUGUGGCUCAUGUACAAAGACAAGCGGGUGGAGAAGAAGAAGACGGUGACGAUGAAGCGGAACCUGAACCCCAUCUUCAACGAGUCCUUUGCCUUCGACAUCCCCACGGAGAAGCUGAGGGAGACCACCAUCGUCAUCACCGUCAUGGACAAGGACAAGCUCAGCCGCAAUGACGUCAUCGGCAAGAUCUACCUGUCCUGGAAGAGUGGGCCCGGGGAGGUAAAGCACUGGAAGGACAUGAUCGCCCGCCCCCGGCAGCCCGUGGCCCAGUGGCACCAGCUGAAGGCCUGAGUGGACGCGGCGGGAGGCCAGGGGAGGGGGCCGCGGGCCCAGGUCCCCUGUCACCACUUUAUGCACAAUGCCCGGCCUGGCCCCCCUGCCGUGGGGGAGGGGAGGGCCCUGCGUCAGGGCCCGGAAGCCGCUGGACCCCCGUGGUUUUUUUUUUUUAGGAAGCACCAGCCCCGCCCCCCCCAGGGCUCCAGCGCUGGGGGCGGGGCCCGCGGAGCCAUUUCCUGCUUUGCCCCUUUCCCUCGGGACUUUGCCGAUGCCAGGCGGGGCGCUCCCUCCAGAGGCCCGCCAGGGGGGUGCAGCCCCCCGUUUUCUUUAAGGUGGUGCCUGGAGUGGAAAGAAGCCACCCCCUGCCUAGCCUUCCCGCUGCCCCCACCUCCCCCACCAGGGCCAGGGGUGUAACCUGGGAGAAAAGGGGGACCGAGGCGUUUGGCCCCGGCCCAGCCCCGGGCACAUCUGGGGGCAGGUUCAGGUGCCGGCUGGGCCCUGACCCCGGGGACAUAGCAUCCAGCCCGCUCCGGGCCCCGCGUCCUGUCCACUGUGCGUGUGUAUUGGGGGAGGGGGGUACCACCUGCUUCCUGUCCCUUCGGGGUCUCCAGACGGGACACGGGGCUGCAGGCCUGGGGAGUCGGUGCCCAGAGACGGGGCGGGGUGUGUGGGGCAGCGGUGGCUGAGAACUGGGUGACACCGCGACCCCCACCCAGCCCUCUGCGUGCGCGCGCCGGCCCCCUGCCCCCGAUGACCCCCCCAGCCAUCCUGGCCAGUGAUUUUGACCCUGGAACACGGUUCUGCACUCUCAAAGGCUCCACCAGGAUUCGCCCGCCCCCUUCCUUCUCAGGGGUCCCAAGCCCCCACUCGCUCCCCUCCCCCUCCAGAGACCCCCCCCUCGGCCCACCCCAAGCGCAAAUCCCAACCACAUUGGCAAUACUGUCCCACCGUCCGCGCCCCGGGCUGUGCCCACCUCUCUGCCCUCGUGCCUCCGUGUCAUCGCCCUGGUGUGCUUUUCUGGUCUUCUGGCACCUUCCGCGCCCACCCGCCGCCUCGGGGCAGCCCCUGGGCCCCUGCCACACAGAGGAUAAUCCUCGUUUCAAUUGUUAGAAGUUGUGAGGCCGCCCCAGCCACAAAAUCGGGGUGGAUCCGCUCUGGCGGCUGCAGAGGCUAGAGGGAGUCUGCCCCCGGGAGCGCAGGGCUUUCGGGGUGUGCCCUGGAAGGCCGCACAGGCCCACGCGGGUACCAGGUGACAGCCAGGGGUACCAGGUGACAGCCCCGGCCGGGGCUUGCGGGCGGCUCUGACAUCCCCACACCUGCCGCCAGGUGGCGCCAGACCGCCGCCGGCUCCAAGGCCCGUGGCUGGGUUCCCUUCCCGACCCCCUGCGGGGGUCUGACAGCCAGAGGGGCAGACUGUGGACGGGGUCUCCGCUUGCAGAGCUCGGCCAAAGCAGAGGCUCUGGGGAACUAUUUAAGUUCAUGUAAACGGCUUCUCGAGCCUUCUGCCCUGUGCCGCAGGCGGGUCUCGAUUUGGCCCAAAGCCAAGUUUUCUUAAAUUGCUAAAUAAUCUCUCCCUCCCUCCCAUUCUCUGCCUGUCUCUUCUCUGUGUCGCUCCCUCUGUCUCUCUCUAUCUCUGUCUCCCUCUGUCUCUCUCCCUUCUCCCUCCCAUCCUAUCUGUCUCUCUCUCUCCCUCCCUCCCAUUCUCUAUCUCUGUCUCUGUCUCUCUCUCUUUCCCUCCCAUUCUAUCUCUGUCUCUCUGUCUCUCUCUCUCUUUCCCUCCCAUUCUGUCUGUCUCUCUGUCUCUCCCUCUCUCUGUGUCUCUCUGUGUCUCCCUCCCUAUUUCUUCCUCCCUCCCCCCUUCCCUCCCUCCCCCGCCCUCCCCCCCCAGGAACUGCAUUCCAAAUAGGCCAAUCAUUUCCUUAGAGUGAAGAAUGCUCGUGUAAAGCAAACAGCCACCCACAUUCCUUGUAAACCCACAUUUUUCUCUCUAGUGUAGCUUUGCUUUAAGUGGGGGUCGACCCCCACCGGCCGGUCCCCUCUGCCGGGGCACCCAACUCUGGAGGCCGUGCGCAAGCGGGAGCGGGUGUAGACCUGUGCGCCUCCUUCCCGGCCCCGGAUCCGCCCAGCUGCCCUGCGCGCCCCCGCCGCGAGCUGCCGCCGGUCCCGGUGGGGCCGGGGAGCGGGGGUCCUCCAGAUCCCCAGCGCGCCCAGAACCGUUUUUUUUUUUUUUUCUGUACCGUGUGGGCGGGGCGGACACCGGCCAUUGGCCCCACCCACGACGUUUGGAGCCAAUCAUUUUGCAGAGCGCAUCUCCGGGGGCGUGUCUGCUCCCGGUCCUCCGCGCUCGCCCCGCGACUUGCGGCCCCGCACAGCCGGGAUUCCCUGGAGCGGGCGGCCAAGUGGGGGGCCGAGGGGUCGGGCAGGCCGGUAUGGGCGGGGUGGGGGGGCAGACGGGGCGGGGGCGGUCUAGGGCUCGAGGAGAAGAGAAAAUUGGGGGAACUUGAGGGGUGGGGGAGGGCACCGGAGCCAACCAGCCCAGGGCCUUGGGCAAAUCACCCACACUCCCGGGGCCUCAGUUUCCCCGUCUGUAAAAUGAUGGUAAUAAUGCUUCACCUACCUCAUGGGGGAGGUUGCAAGGCCGCCGUCACCUGAUGUGGGAGGGUCGAAGGAAGAGGAUCUGGAGGUGCUACCUGCAAGCAAAGUAUUAUUACCGUUGUCUGCCAGGGAAAGCAAGCCCCCCUCCCCAAGCCCCAGCCGCCCCCCACCCCGCCUCCGGGGAUAGCCGAGGCCUGCCUGCGCCCCUCUAUCUCUUCUCCACUGUGUCCCCCCCAUAAGCGUUGUCUGCCGUCUUUGUGGGCGCCCUAGAUUUAGUAGUUCUGUUGUUCAGGUACCUUUCUUGUGACCACCGCCCCCCCCCCAACGUGACUGCUGUACAAACUCCACCCGCCCAGAACCCCUGAACCUGCCCACCGGCAUUAGUCGCCUGGAAAGGGACAAGGAAAAUAGCCACCAAAAAAAAAAAAAAACAAUCAAACAAACAAAAACAGGGGUUUGGGGGUGUGCCCAGACCCCCCCCAGCCAGCCGAGGCCCCAGGGGUGGGGGUUGGUGGCCACUUGUUUGUACUGUGUUUGAGUCUUCUGAGCGCAAGUGUUUUCUAAAAAAUAAAGCCCACUGUCACAAAAAAAGAAAAAAAAAAGUGAAGAGAAGCAAGGAGGUGGGGAACUACAAGCUGGGAGAAGAUAAGGGGGAAGGAGCGAACGUAGCAACUUUCCAACACUUGCACCCGCUCAGCCAGCAGGAGCAACUCUGCAAAACCCUAUUUUUUGUGGGGAUGGGCCUUGCUUUUUGCGGCAAGGCCCGUUCUGAUUAAUAAAGGAUCGUGAAAAAGUA
Sorex araneus (European shrew) is the source of this 5560-nucleotide messenger RNA. RefSeq names its product synaptotagmin 7 (gene SYT7). The transcript is spliced from 13 exons. Gene Ontology annotation, molecular function: clathrin binding; phosphatidylserine binding; calcium-dependent phospholipid binding. The coding region runs from base 139 to 2184 and encodes 681 amino acids. Gene Ontology annotation, cellular component: axon; membrane; synapse. NCBI's taxonomy places the organism in Eukaryota, Metazoa, Chordata, Mammalia, Eulipotyphla, Soricidae. Gene Ontology annotation, biological process: calcium-ion regulated exocytosis; regulation of dopamine secretion; regulation of calcium ion-dependent exocytosis. The record is from RefSeq and is a predicted model, not a curated record.